AGUCCGAUCUCGCGAGAGAGGACGGAAGCCUGUGGGAGCCCGUGGCCUUUAAAGUGCGGUUCAGCCCUUUCCUCCAGGGGUAGUUUGUAAACACCGCUGAGCUCGGGCCUCGGUGGCGACCGAAGGAAGCAUGAACCAGUGACCUGGAAAGAUUGGCCUUGCAUAUUUAGAGACGUUCUCACGAACACUGGUCUUGCUCCUUGUCCACUGGCAGGACUUUUUGCUUUCGAAAGCUCCCUUCAGUGGACUACUAAGGCAUCUCCACAAGGGAUACAUAGAUGGAAACUUGAGAAGUACUGCUUACUUAAUUAGAGCUGAAGGAUUCCUGGCAGCAGAGCAAAUAAAGCCCAUGGCCCACCAGCUAGAAAGAAAUCUGCUUUGAAACUUGAGUACAUGCUUUGAAGUAUCCUUGCCAUGAAAAAGAGGACGUGAUAAGUUGUUCAACUUAUGAAAUUCAAGUUACAUGUGAAUUCUGCCAGGCAAUACAAGGACCUGUGGAAUAUGAGUGAUGACAAACCCUUUCUAUGCACUGCCCCUGGAUGUGGCCAGCGUUUUACCAACGAGGAUCAUUUGGCUGUCCAUAAACAUAAACAUGAGAUGACACUGAAAUUUGGUCCAGCACGUAAUGACAGUGUCAUUGUGGCUGAUCAGACCCCAACACCAACAAGAUUCUUGAAAAACUGUGAAGAAGUGGGUUUGUUUAAUGAAUUGGCAAGUCCAUUUGAGAAUGAAUUCAAGAAAGCCUCAGAAGACGACAUUAAAAAAAUGCCUCUAGAUUUAUCCCCUCUUGCAACACCCAUUAUAAGAAGCAAAAUUGAGGAGCCCUCUGUUGUAGAAACAACUCACCAAGAUAGCCCUUUACCUCACCCAGAAUCUACUACCAGUGACGAAAAGGAGGUACCAUUGGCACAAACUGCACAGCCCACAUCAGCUAUCGUUCGUCCAGCAUCAUUACAGGUUCCCAAUGUGCUGCUUACAAGUUCUGACUCCAGUGUAAUUAUUCAGCAAGCAGUACCUUCACCAACCUCAAGUACUGUGAUCACCCAGGCACCAUCCUCCAACAGGCCAAUCGUUCCUGUACCGGGCCCAUUUCCUCUUCUGUUGCAUCUUCCUAAUGGACAGACCAUGCCUGUUGCUAUUCCCGCAUCAAUUACAAGUUCUAAUGUGCAUGUUCCAGCUGCAGUCCCGCUUGUUCGGCCAGUCACCAUGGUGCCUAGUGUUCCAGGAAUUCCAGGUCCUUCCUCCCCUCAACCAGUACAGUCAGAAGCAAAAAUGAGAUUAAAAGCUGCUUUGACCCAGCAACAUCCUCCAGUUACCAAUGGUGAUACUGUCAAAGGUCAUGGUAGUGGAUUGGUUAGAACUCAGUCAGAGGAAUCUCGACCACAGUCCCUACAACAGCCAGCCACAUCCACUACAGAAACUCCGGCUUCUCCAGCUCACACAACUCCACAGACCCAAAAUACAAGCGGUCGUCGAAGAAGAGCAGCUAAUGAAGAUCCUGAUGAAAAAAGGAGGAAAUUUCUAGAGCGAAAUAGAGCAGCAGCAUCAAGAUGCCGACAAAAAAGGAAAGUCUGGGUUCAGUCUUUAGAGAAGAAAGCAGAAGACUUGAGUUCAUUAAACGGUCAACUGCAGAGUGAAGUCACCCUGCUGAGAAAUGAAGUGGCACAGCUGAAACAGCUUCUUCUGGCUCAUAAAGAUUGCCCUGUAACCGCCAUGCAGAAGAAAUCUGGCUAUCAUACUGCUGAUAAAGACGAUAGUUCAGAAGACCUGUCAGUGCCGAGCAGCCCGCACCCUGAAGCUAUUCAGCAUAGUUCUGUCAGCACAUCCAAUGGAGUCAGUUCAACCUCCAAGGCCGAAGCUGUGGCCACCUCAGUCCUCACACAGAUGGCGGACCAGAGUACAGAGCCCGCGCUGUCGCAGAUUGUUAUGGCUCCUGCCUCCCAGUCACAGCCCUCAGGAAGUUGAUUAAAAACCUGCGGUGCGGCAGUUUUAGAUACUCAUUAGUGACUUCAAAGGGAAAUCAAGGAAAGACCGGUUUCCGUUGAUGCGAAAUCUGUGGUUGUAAAUUUUUUUUUUUACUUGAAAUUAAAUUUGGCUCUAAAGUUGGUGUAGCGGCAGUUGAUGAUCAGCCUGAACAACGGUUUUUAGUCUCUGGAAAAAGACUGAUUUUGCUUUUUUUAUAAAUAUUGUUAGAUUUAUUAAUUUUCUGUGCUCAAUGUGUAAAUUGUAUUAUAAUUCAUUGUGGUUUAUUUCACUUUUAAUUUGGUGGUGUUUUAAUAAAUGGGGGUGUUACUGAGUCUCUUCCCACUUCCAUUUCUUUUGACCACCUCUUACCCUCAACUGUGAUGGUAGUAUUGUCAUAUCAUUUAUACCAAAGUUCUGCAUCGUCCCUGUUGACUUUGUAAUGUUAACAAGGUCAUAAAGCACUAGCAAGAGAAAGAUAGAAAUUUGCUUUUAAUCUUUUUGCCUUUUAUUUUGCACAUUAUGCAAAAGGAAGAACAUUAGAGAACACUUUUUAAGUGAGUGAAACGUGGUAAAAGACAUACAGUGCUUUUAUGCACCCUCAAACUAAAUCAAGGUCAUUCGUCGUGCGUUUUCUUUAAGAUUUUAGGUAGACGGGAAUUUUGGAAUCCUCUAACAUUUCAAAAGGACUAUUUUUCAAGUCUUAAAUUCAGUAUUUUAAAUCCUAUGUUUUGAGGCUAAUAAAACAUGAAAUUAUAUCAUCUAUGAUACAGGGUUAUCAGAUAGCUAAUAAUUUUUUGAAAUUAGGUUUUGGGUUUUUUUUGCAGAUUUCAGGUUACAAACUGAGAAGUUUAUGCAUAAUCAAGUAUGGUGUGGUUGCCAGAAAAAGCCUAAAAAUUACUUAGAAAAUUUAAGGCUGUUUGCCCCCAUUGUCUUGUACUUGCAAGCUAACUUGUACUUAUUCUUGUGAAAGCACUGUCAUCUUUUAGUAGCAAAUUUUGAUAACGUUUCUCGUGGGAAAAAAAAAAUCAGUAUCUAUCUUUAGAACAUUGUAAUUAUAAUGUGGGAAGCAAGAGUGCGUGUGUGUGUGAGAGAGAGCGAGAGAGAGUGUGUGUGUGUGUGUAUGUGUGUUAUGUGUGUAUGUUUCUUUCAAUAGUUUAUGCCAGCAGUCUUUGCUUGAAUGUUUAACGAUGCCUUCGGUGUGAUGCUGGCCGAUAGAUGAUUGCAAUUUAAAAUGUCAUUACUGUGCAGGCUUGGAUAACUAACAUUCCAUGAUGUAGUUUGUUUCUGAGGAGAUGAUUGUAGGUACACUUUUCUCAUUAUCCAAUCAUCCGUGGGAUACUGAGUUUUCUAAUGUGCCAUUAUCUAUUUUUAUUCUCCAGUUAUGUUCAAGAUACAGUACAAUAUUUUAAAAUAGACUCAAUUGUGAAAAAUAAAGUAGUAGACGUGUGUAAGAAAACUUUGUAAAAUAGUUACGAGUCCUACCCAGUAGCAACUUCUGGCAUUCGAGCAGGAUUCCAUUAUGUAAAUAUCUGUAACGCAUUUAUAAUAAGCUGUGUAGUCUGUUCUGCAUCUAUACUACACUAUUUACGAAUGUCUCGGUGCCAUCUCCUAACGAGACUGACCUUUUAAAAACCUAUAUCGAAUAUCCUUGGUAAUUCAAGGAACUAUCCCACCUGCCUAAGUUCCAAACUGGGAAACAUUCAAAUUAUACAAAUGACAUUUCAGGACUUUUAAGUAUGAAGAUAAUAGGAUUUUUAUUGUUUGGCUUAUCAAGAGUGAGCGUUUUUAGUUGAUAAUUCUACUUCUAAAUUUUUUUUAUUUUUAACUGAUUUUGUAAUUUAAAGCAAUGAAUUUCUGAUCAUGAUUUUCUCGUAGUUAUGCUAAGGAGUUGAUCUCAAAGGCACAAAAUAUGAAUUCUGCAAGAAGGCAAUUUUCUAUUGUAAGUUUGGAUGGGUUAGGAAAAGCCUCAACUUUUCACUCUCCUAAGUCCUUCAGUACAUUUUUCUUUCAUUUUAUUAUUUAUGCAAGUUAAAGUUUUUGGUAACAGGAAUUCUUGCAACUGUAAAAUAAAACUACAUAGAUGUAAGAAGUCAUGUAAACGGUUAAUGAACUUACCAAGGUUAGCAAAACUUUCAUUGUAAAUCAGUCUGUGCUCAGCAAAUGAAAAUCAUUCUUAGUUGUAUAAACACAAAUUCCAUUUUGACUUUCAGGAUGUCGCACUACUUCUGUACCUAGCAUUUUGAGUCCUUACAUUUGCAAUGUUACACAAACUGUACUACUUUCUUUUAUGUGCAGUUUGCAUGAGUAAACCAUCAGAGAAUAAAUUCUAUCUUUAAAUUAUGUUCAUAA
Molecule: messenger RNA, 4314 nt
Organism: Neofelis nebulosa (Clouded leopard)
Lineage: Eukaryota; Metazoa; Chordata; Mammalia; Carnivora; Felidae
Gene: ATF2
Product: activating transcription factor 2
Exons: 16
Coding region: 448-1965 (505 amino acids)
Biological process (GO): regulation of transcription by RNA polymerase II
Molecular function (GO): DNA-binding transcription factor activity, RNA polymerase II-specific; cAMP response element binding
Source: RefSeq, a predicted model, not a curated record